GCAACCACGACAACAGCAGCGUCCUGGUUUCUCCUGAGCCCGAGGGGGCGACAGGGGCGCGGUAGCGCGUGGCUCCGGGCCCAGGCCGCUCCCGCGGGGCCGCCCACAGACUCGUCGUCGAACUCCAAGGGGGAGGGGCGGCGCGGGACUGCGUCCCGGAGACAGUGGUCGCCAACGCUGCCACAUUCCGAAGGGACGGGCUCGAGCUGAGGGCGGCCGGGCAGGGGCCACUUCCCGCCACAGCCAGACGACUCCGGCGCUUUGGGCCGUUUGGCCGACCCGGUUGUGGGGCAGGAGAGCCGCAGGCCCUGGCGGCCUCGGGAGGGGAGAGAGGGCUUCAUUAUUUGUGACCACAAUGAGACAUGCAGGUGGUGACCAUCUGUUCAAGGUCAAGACCUCGAAAGAAUGGUUGGAACCACAGCGGCUUUCUUUUAUGGAGAACUUAGCCAAAGAAGAUACUGAUGCAGCUAUUCAAUCAAUAUUAUACAGAGAAAAGUAUGUCAUUAAGGAACUAGAUAAGCAUGUACAACAUCAUGAGUUCUUAAAUGCAAGAAGAAAAGAGAUAUUACAUAAAAGAUGGGUUGACCAUGUGGCAGAUCCUCUCCAGAAGAAAAUUAUAGAAAAAGUUUGUUCACAUAAGAACAUUAAGAAAAGGAGACAAGAGGAAUCGGAUGAUUUUUUAAAACAUGUAAAUAAAAAGGGAAAUGCAUUUAUAGAACAUUAUGAUCCAAACGAGUAUGAUCCUUUUUAUAUGUGCAAAAAGGAUCCUAAUUUUCUGAAGGUUAUCAUCCCACCAUUUCGUGACCCUUUGAAAAAAGCACAAUAUGACAGGGAUGAUGAAAAAAGAACUCUUCUUCAGUGUGAGACUGGCAAAAUAUAUACAAUGAAAGAAUUUAAAGAGGUUGAGAAGGCCCAACUGCAUUCAAGAUUCCCAAGAAUUUCUAAAUCAAGGCACUUUAUUACUCCAAAUGAGUGGCUUAAAGUGCCUCAAAGAUACAUAGAAAGUGAAUUUUGUAAAAGGAGCAGGUUAAAAGUGAAAGUGAAUUUUAACAGUACUAGUUUUGAUUUGAAAUGCUUGGCAAGAACUCCUCCUCAUCUUCUGAUAUCCCAGGAAGAAGAAUCAGCCGUUAUUCACAAAAACAAAGGGCCAUCCUUUCUGGAAAAAGAACCUCCAUGUUAUCAGGAGGGAAAGAAUCCAAGUCCCAAAAAGGCCAACUGCAGAGGGCACUUUUAUUCCUUGAACCUCAGCCAGAGGGCAGGAUGGGAUGAAGACAAGGACGUGGUUUUAGCAACCAAGAAGCACACAUCCUGAUCCUUGACUGGAGAAAGGGUACAUAGAACAAGGCUACUUCGGAGAAAGACAUCUGCUAGCAGGAAUCAUUCAUGGUGAAGAACAAAGAAGGCUCUUAAGAAUCGUUCUGUCUCUAAGAAAAGCAUCUGCAACAAACUUUAUUUGAUUUUUAAAUUCAAUGUCUGUGAUCAUUAAGCAAUGACAAUACUAUGUAUUGACAGUUACUGCAAAAGUAUUUUCCCCAAAAGUUACAAAAUAUUCCUAAUAGAUGCAAUAAAAAUAAUUAUAGCUACCUUA
Messenger RNA from Microcebus murinus (gray mouse lemur), 1588 nucleotides. It is a transcript of the gene FAM228B, whose product is annotated as family with sequence similarity 228 member B. NCBI's taxonomy places the organism in Eukaryota, Metazoa, Chordata, Mammalia, Primates, Cheirogaleidae. The record is from RefSeq and is a predicted model, not a curated record.